CAGAAUACUGGCUGUGCUUUCGAACUGGACUUUUCCCAUGUUACAACUUUAGUUGUAAGCAACUACAGGAUACGGACCAGUCCCUUCUUCCUUUGUCUUCCUCUGUACCCAAUACAGGGAUCUAUCCAGAGGCUACUUCUGGCAAUUGUUAUUUCUCUGAUCAAUAGCAGAAACUCAUGAGGGUUUGAAUGAAUUUGGAGUUGAAACUCUCACUUUGAACUUGGAGAUGGAGACCCUCAAUUGGACCUCAUCACAGGAGUUUAUCUUCUCUGCUUUCCCUUGUUCCUGGGGAGAGUCUGUCAUCUGCUUUUUUUUGCUGCUCCUCAUCUAUGUUUUCAUUGUUGUUGGAAACCUGGUCAUCAUCACAGUGGUCCAGCUGAAUACUCACCUCCACACUCCUAUGUACUUCUUCAUUAGUGUGCUUUCCUUUCUGGAGAUGUGGUAUACCACCGCUACCAUCCCAACGAUGCUCUCAACCCUGCUUAGUGAGAGGAGGAGCAUUUCCUUAAAUGGUUGCCUCCUGCAGAUGUAUUUCUUCCAUUCCACAGGCAUCAGUGAAGUGUGUCUAUUGACAGCUAUGGCCUUCGAUCGCUACCUGGCCAUCUGUAGCCCUCUUCAUUAUCCAACCAUCAUGACCCCCAAGCUAUGUGCCCAGCUGACUUUAAGUUGCUGCGUAUGUGGCUUUAUCACACCCCUCCCUGAGAUUGCCUGGAUCUCCACGCUGCCAUUUUGUGGCUCAAACCACCUUGAGCACAUCUUCUGUGACUUCCUCCCAGUGCUGCGCCUGGCCUGCACAGACACACAAGCCAUCGUCAUGAUUCAGAUAGUGGAUGUUGUGCAUGCAGUGGAGAUUGUCACAGCUGCGAUGCUUAUUGUCAUGUCCUACGUUGGCAUCGUGGCUGUGAUUCUACGUAUUCGUUCAGCUGAAGGCCGCCGCAAAGCAUUUUCCACAUGCGUCUCCCACCUCACUGUCUUUUUGCUCUUCUUUGGUAACGUGGCCCUCAUGUACCUACGCUUCUCUGCCACCUACUCCAUGUUCUGGGACACAGCCAUUGCUCUGGGCUUUGCAGUUUUGUCCCCUUUCUUCAACCCCAUUAUCUACAGCCUGAGGAAUAAAGAGAUAAAAGAAGCUAUCAAAAAGCAUGUGGAUCAAGCUAAGAUCUUUUUUCAUUAGACCAGGCACCUCAAGUAAGAGCUCUUACUUGGGAGUCUAAAUAUAGUGGUUGCUGACUCCUCUUCAACAUCUGAAAUCUCUCUUUUUCCAACAGCGUGUUACAGAGACUGUUCUCCCAA
Messenger RNA from Microcebus murinus (gray mouse lemur), 1293 nucleotides. RefSeq names its product olfactory receptor 6K2-like. Gene Ontology annotation, cellular component: membrane. The record is from RefSeq and is a predicted model, not a curated record. Gene Ontology annotation, molecular function: olfactory receptor activity; G protein-coupled receptor activity. Gene Ontology annotation, biological process: G protein-coupled receptor signaling pathway. Lineage: Eukaryota; Metazoa; Chordata; Mammalia; Primates; Cheirogaleidae.